Molecule: messenger RNA, 1639 nt
Organism: Tripterygium wilfordii
Lineage: Eukaryota; Viridiplantae; Streptophyta; Magnoliopsida; Celastrales; Celastraceae
Product: DNA topoisomerase 6 subunit A
Exons: 1
Coding region: 119-1393 (424 amino acids)
Biological process (GO): meiotic DNA double-strand break formation; reciprocal meiotic recombination; meiotic DNA double-strand break processing
Cellular component (GO): nuclear chromosome
Molecular function (GO): DNA binding; ATP binding; DNA topoisomerase type II (double strand cut, ATP-hydrolyzing) activity
Source: RefSeq, a predicted model, not a curated record
AACAAAGGGUAGACCGGUUUUAUUUUUAACCGGACCGUCUCAGCACUACAAGUAGACCCGGUGAGGUCACUGCCCUAACAAGUAAUAAGAACCUCUCUCUUUCCCGCCUCUUCUAUCCAUGGCGGAAAAAAACAAGAAGAAGCGCCGCCUUGUCGAUCCAGAUUCCUCCAUCACCGACGACCGCGAGCUUCCUUUCAAGAGCAGUCUCCAACCAGAUUCCGCUAUCCUUCAAUCUCUGGAAUCGCUUCUUUCUUCUACCAGCUCCUCAUCCUCCACCAAACCCCUCUCCCUCUCCGACCUCUCGCUCUCCUCUUCCUGCCGCGAGGUCGCGGAGCUUCCCCUCUCCUCCGUCCAAUCCACCGUCGAAUCCGUUAUCCUUGAGCUUGCUCAAUCCAUUCUCUCCGGCCGCGGCUUCUCCUUCAGUGUCCCCUCCCGCUCCGCCGGUAAUCAACUCUACGUCCCUGAGCUCGACAGAAUUGUACUUAAGGACAAGUCCUCCAUCCGCCCCUUCGCCCACGUGUCCUCCGUCCGCAAGUCCACCAUCACCGUCAGGAUAAUGUCUCUCAUCCACCAGUUAUGUCUCAAGAAUAUUCACGUCACCAAGCGAGAUCUCUUCUACACAGACGUCAAGCUCUUUCAGGAUCAGACCCAGUCCGAUGCCGUCCUCGAUGACGUCUCCUGUAUCCUCGGCUGCACCAGGUCCAGCCUGAACGUCAUUGCUGCCGAGAAAGGGGUUGUUGUUGGCAGGCUAAUCUUCAGUGACAACGGAGACAUGAUUGAUUGCACUAAAAUGGGUAUGGGCGGAAAGGCCAUUCCACCCAAUAUUGAUAGAGUUGGGGACAUGAAAAGUGAUGCUCUGUUCAUCCUUCUUGUGGAGAAAGAUGCUGCCUAUAUGAGACUUGCCGAGGACCGGUUCUAUAACCGGUUUCCUUGCAUUAUUGUGACUGCUAAAGGGCAACCCGAUGUGGCCACGAGAUUGUUCUUGAGAAAGAUGAAGAUGGAGCUGAAGCUGCCAGUACUGGCAUUGGUGGAUAGUGAUCCUUAUGGGUUGAAGAUCUUGUCUGUUUAUGGGUGUGGAUCAAAGAACAUGUCCUAUGAUAGCGCAAAUUUGACGACUCCAGAUAUAAAGUGGUUGGGAAUAAGGCCUAGCGAUUUGGACAAGUACAAGAUACCGGAGCAGUGCAGGUUACAGAUGACAGAGCAGGAUAUUAAGACAGGGAAGGAUAUGUUGGAGGAGGAUUUUGUGAAGAAGAAUCCUGGAUGGGUUGAGGAGUUGAACUUGAUGGUGAAGACGAAGCAGAAGGCUGAGAUUCAGGCUUUGAGCUCAUUUGGUUUUCAGUACUUGUCUGAGGUUUAUUUGCCAUUGAAGCUGCAGCAGCAGGAUUGGCUUUGAAUGCAAGUUGUCUUUAUUAGCAACUUACUAUAUCUUAAAUUCAGUUUUAAACUGCUUGGUUUCUUCCAUAUAUAUUGGAAGAUCUAUUAUUGACAACAGAACUCACCUGGGCAUUAAUGUGUCAGCCAUAUCCUCUGUUUUACUUUGAUGCUCUGUUUUCAGGAGGGGUAAAUUGGAGUUGAGCUUUCCCAUCUUUUUUGGAAGUCAAUUUCUAAUAACAAGAUAAAUGCAAUCUGGCUUUGUACG